Messenger RNA from Symbiodinium pilosum, 338 nucleotides. Lineage: Eukaryota; Dinophyceae; Suessiales; Symbiodiniaceae. The record is from the annotation of a GenBank genome assembly.
GAGUUUCCUUUGCAGUCUUCCAAGCUUCGUCGGGUGCAUGAGUCUUUGGCUCAACACUAUUUGCCACGGUUUGCCGCUGAGAAGGCCUUCUGGGGCUACCUCAAUGCACCACCCGACGGCUGUUCUCUGCUGGGCAGUCUCGACUUCAAGCUUGAAGAUGCUGAAGUGCGCGUUUCAGCACGCCGGCGGCCAGCCCCAACAGAGAGUCUCGAGGCACAACUGGCGCUCAUUGACGAGCUCUGCGUUGAGGUCUUACUGCAAGACCGUUUUCUCGGGGAGCGCUUCGCGCCCUCCUCGAUGAACUUUCUGGCCAUGACGCAUGGCCAUGCCGCCGGGCA